Molecule: messenger RNA, 1397 nt
Organism: Culex pipiens pallens (northern house mosquito)
Lineage: Eukaryota; Metazoa; Arthropoda; Insecta; Diptera; Culicidae
Product: actin-binding protein WASF2-like
Exons: 1
Coding region: 601-1209 (202 amino acids)
Source: RefSeq, a predicted model, not a curated record
UCAGCGCGCGUCGUCCGUUAGUUUAGUUUCGACCGCCGAUCUGUACGAUGCCGGCUCCGGUGAGCAGGUGUGAAUCGUGCUCGUUCAGUGCAUUUUGCCAGUAAUGUUUGUGCCUGUCUGUUAAGUGCCCUCUCGGGUUUUGGUGCAGAGGAGCCGUUAAAUUCAAUUCGGGUGCACUAUGCACUUUAGAAGCAAAAGUUACUGUUACACCUUAUUGUGCGUGUGCUUUGAAGCCGGUGGUUAAUACGUUACGUGUUUUACGUGUAGAUAAUCGGGGUUUUAUGAGGAUCGUUCCUCUUUUUUUAGUGUUGAAUCAUGACCGUUGUUGAUGUUAGUGUCUGUGAUCAAAACUAAGUUCAACGGAGCCGCCGUCACUUCCAAUGAAUGGCUUGACGUGAUCUGGAUGCUUUUUCAUGUGUAUAGAGUGAAUUUUCAUGAUCAUCAGGAAAUAGCAAAGUGAGCGCGAAUGUAGUCAGAAGAAGAGGCAGCAGAAUAGCCGAGAGUUAGCUCCGGUGUGGUCGAACGUCUGGUGGUCCACAAACACAGACAUACAGACACACACAGGCGCGCGAAAGGGGGGUGGUGAAUGGUGGUGCAAAAAUGCCGUUUGUGCAACGUGUAGUAACCCCAAAGUAUGUUGCACGGUCGACCAAACCGUCACACUCACGUGGCGCCGUUUCACUGCCGGUUCAGGACUAUGAGCUGGAAGCGAUCACCAACCUAACCCUCAGCAAUGCCCUUCGACAGCUGGCCUCGCUGGUGCUCAUCUCGAACCAGAUCUUCACGGAGCUCAACAAGGAGCUGGCUAGUGUGAGUGAGCGAUCGCUCGGGAUAAAGCAGCGGAUCGACAAUCUUUCGACGCGAGUGGAGGAAUUUGACCCAAAGCAAGUCACAGUCCGUAAGUACACCCCUCAAUUCUCAUCCACAACAGCCAGUUUCGGCCCUUCUACAGCAAAACACCGCUGCUUCCUCACAGUCGGAAUCUUUCUCUCUUUCCCAUUCUGCGGCUCUUCGUGUCUGCUUUUUAUGUACUUGUACACUUUUUCUCCUCCUCCUUGUCUCCACUUCGACGCAGCAUCCAGAAGAUAUCUUCUCUUCACACGCUUCUCGUUUCUCUACUAUUUGUUCCUCACUCCAAACUUCAAGAAACCAAAAAGCGAGCAGCAACGCAACACAACACAACACUCCCGGUCGAAAUCGAAUUUAUGAAUUUCCGGCAGUUGAUGUUUGUAUUUCCUGUUCCUCAAUGGGAGCGCGAGAUGGAUGUUUCUUGUGCAUGUUCCGGCAAUCAAGUCACAGCGCAACCUACGAUCAUUAAUUUAAAUUCCACUCGAGAAAGAGGUGACACCCGCCGAAGAAACCCGCCGUUGACAUUUUUCAAUUACCGCCGAAGACCA